ACUAAAAAAAUGCGAAUUUCGAAGCAGACAUCGAAAUAAGUUUUAUUGUUUUCGUACGAAAAAAAAGAAAGCAAAUAUAUUAAAACACGUUAAGUAGUAUAUCAAACAAAAGGACAAAGGACCUUUAAACGGCGGCAUACUGUAAACAAAGAAAUAAAUUGCCAUUACAUCAAAGUGAAUCAUUCAUCGAACGACAAAGCAAGGAGUAAGACACGCUUUAUUAGAAGGUCCGAGCAUAAAGUUGCGGUAGUUGCCCAUUGAGGUAUAACAUCAAGACAAGCUGAUUUCCAACGAAAUAAAUCUUCAUUAUGAAUAAACGCAACAAUAUACGUUUACCUCCAGAGGUCAAUCGCCUUUUGUAUGUACGUAACUUACCCUACAAAAUCACAUCUGAAGAAAUGUACGAUAUAUUUGGAAAGUUUGGUGCCAUACGACAAAUACGAGUUGGCAACACACCUGAGACCCGUGGUACUGCCUUUGUUGUCUAUGAAGAUAUUUUUGAUGCCAAAAAUGCUUGUGAUCACUUGUCUGGCUUCAAUGUAUGUAAUCGUUAUCUUGUGGUGUUGUACUAUCAAUCGAACAAGGCAUUCAAACGUUUAGAUGUGGACAAGAAGCAGGAGGAAUUGAAUAACAUCAAAACGAAAUACAAUUUAAAAACACCGGAACAACCUUGAAAUCUUUCCUAAAUUUCUGUUACUUUUUCUCUCAAUUUAAUUUUUCUUAUAACGUUUCGAUUUUUUUUCAUAUUUAUUUGCAAAUUCAUAAAGUUUUUGCAAAUUCUCUAUAAAUUUUUUGUUUCAUGUUUUUAUAUUUUACUUCAUCAUCUCAUUAAAAACAUUUUCAUUAAGACUGUAGUCAGGAAACUGUGUAUACUAAUCCUGAUUCAAUUUAUCAUAAUCAUCAAUCAUUUAAUACAAGUAUUCAUUCUCAUCAUAAAAAAUAACAAGCAAAUGUAAAAUUAACAAAAAAAAAGCAAAAUAGAAACAAACAUAAA
Messenger RNA from Calliphora vicina (urban bluebottle blowfly), 994 nucleotides. It is a transcript of the gene Sf3b6, whose product is annotated as splicing factor 3b subunit 6. Lineage: Eukaryota; Metazoa; Arthropoda; Insecta; Diptera; Calliphoridae. The coding region runs from base 309 to 674 and encodes 121 amino acids. The record is from RefSeq and is a predicted model, not a curated record. The transcript is spliced from 3 exons. Gene Ontology annotation, molecular function: mRNA binding. Gene Ontology annotation, cellular component: ribonucleoprotein complex; cytoplasm; nucleus.